AUGGAUGAAGUUAUUGAUGACUUAAUUAACCUUGAAUCCGGGUUCAAUGAUGGGGGCUUGGACUCUCCUCUGAAGGUGUCCCUGAGCAGUGGCAUGUUGGAGGUGUACAGCGGAGACCAAGGUAUGACUGCCCCUAAUGGCGGAAUGACACCCACCUCAUGCUCAACAAAGCUCACAGUUAAAAGGGAAAUCACAGAACACGACACCAGAGUGCUGGCUAAGGAAAGACAGAAAAAGGACAACCAUAACUUAAUUGAAAGAAGGCGGCGAUACAAUAUCAACUACAGAAUCAAGGAGCUUGGAACACUGAUACCAAAGUCAAAUGACCCUGAUAUGCGCUGGAACAAAGGGACCAUCCUCAAAGCGUCGGUGGAGUACAUUAAGUGGCUGCAGAAGGAGCAGCAGCAUGCCAGAGAGCUGGAGAGUCGGCAGAAAAAGCUGGAACAGGCCAACAGGAGACUACUGCUCCGAAUUCAGGAGCUGGAAAUCCAGGCUCGUGCUCACGGUCUGCCCAACAUGACUAAUGCUUUAGGAUCAGUGGAGCUGUCCUCUCAUCUCCUUAAACAGCAGCACCAACAACAGCCUCAGACCCAAGCACCACAGGGCCCACAGGCAGCUCCCCCACCUGCCCCUCAGCCAGGUGACGGUUCCACCACCUUCUCUGACCCUCUAUCCCACUUUACAGACUUCUUCAGCGCCACACUGAAAGAGGAGCACCGACUGGACGAGAUUCUGAUGGACGACCCUCUCUCGCCGUUCGGCGCCGACCCGCUCCUUUCCGCCGCCUCGCCCGCCGCCUCCAAAACCAGCAGCCGCAGGAGCAGCUUCAGCACUGACGACGGAGAAGACCUUUAG
This is a messenger RNA of Chanos chanos (milkfish), 855 nucleotides long. RefSeq names its product transcription factor EC (gene tfec). Gene Ontology annotation, cellular component: nucleus. The record is from RefSeq and is a predicted model, not a curated record. The transcript has 7 exons. NCBI's taxonomy places the organism in Eukaryota, Metazoa, Chordata, Actinopteri, Gonorynchiformes, Chanidae. Bases 1 to 855 code for a protein of 284 amino acids. Gene Ontology annotation, molecular function: DNA-binding transcription factor activity, RNA polymerase II-specific; protein dimerization activity; RNA polymerase II cis-regulatory region sequence-specific DNA binding. Gene Ontology annotation, biological process: regulation of transcription by RNA polymerase II.